Molecule: messenger RNA, 2899 nt
Organism: Gordionus sp. m RMFG-2023
Lineage: Eukaryota; Metazoa; Nematomorpha; Gordioida; Chordodea; Parachordodidae
Product: U3 small nucleolar RNA-associated protein 25 homolog
Exons: 11
Coding region: 56-2122 (688 amino acids)
Biological process (GO): maturation of SSU-rRNA from tricistronic rRNA transcript (SSU-rRNA, 5.8S rRNA, LSU-rRNA)
Cellular component (GO): nucleolus; small-subunit processome
Molecular function (GO): rRNA binding; U3 snoRNA binding
Source: RefSeq, a predicted model, not a curated record
UUUUGAUAGCUGACAGUUAUAAUAUUCAUACCGAAAUAUAGGAUAGGAUAGGAUCAUGAAAGAUUUUUUUGACGAACACAUAAAUUAUCAAAUUGUUGAAAUUGAUAUACCUUUAUUAUCUGAGCAUAAAUUAUGGAACAAAAACUCUGAAGAUUGGCCUAUAUUAUCUAAACUAGAUUACUAUCAUUAUAAAAAUAAGGAUAAAUGCAAAAAAACAGAAUUAAAAAAUUUUAAAAUAAAGUCAUCACUUUUACAAAACUAUCAUAAUAUAAUUUCAGACUUGCAUUCAAGUCCACAAGAUGAUACAUAUGAAAAUAUAAUUUCUAAGGAUGGAGAAAAAAUUGAGGAUUUAUUAGCAUUUUCAGAGUUUCAACUAGAGCUCUCUUCUCUUAUUUGGAGUUAUAAAGAUGUAUAUUACCCAUUAAGGAAUGUGUCUAAUUGUGAAGAAAUAAGGGAAAUUUAUUGCUUGCAUGCCCUUAAUCAUGCUAUUAAAACUCGUGAUUUGAUAAUUCGCAAUAAUACCAAGCUAGAAAAAACUAACUUUUCUCAAAAUAUUGAAGAAAAAGAUUUUAGAGAUAGAGGUUUUACAAGACCCAAGAUUUUGAUUUUAGUGCCUUUUAAAAAUUCGGCUUUUAGAAUUGUUCACACCAUGAUGACAUUGAUGUCGAGCACAUUUACACAAAAAAGUCUAGUCACAAAUAAGCAUAGAUUUUAUCAAGAAUACAGUGAUUUGGAUCAAAAUGCUGAAAUCAAAUAUCCAUCAAAGGAUAGGAAGGAAUUGUUUAGCGGCAAUGUUGAUGAUUGUUUCAAAUUAGGACUCAGCAUAUCUAAAAAAUGCCUUAAGCUUUAUACCGACUUCUACUCUUCUGACAUUAUCAUAUGUUCGCCCCUGGGUCUUAAGACAUUAGGAUCUAGUGCCAAAAAGAUUGUCACAAAUAAGCAUUUGGAAGAUUUGAAUAAGGGCAUAAUAAAUGAAAAAGAUAUCUAUAAUAAGGAAUUAGCCGAUGAAACGUUAGAUUUUUUGUCUUCCAUCGAAAUCCUGAUCAUGGAACAGACGGACACAUUCAUGAUGCAAAAUUGGAGCCAUGUUUUGUAUUUGGUGAAAAUGAUGAAUAAAAGACCCAUAAAAGCUCAUGACGCUGAUUUUUCCCGCGUACGUGAUUGGUAUCUUAACGGGUUGGCCAAGCAUUACAGGCAAACCAUUAUAUUGAGCCGAGUCAAUUCUCCUCAAAUCAACUCCUUAUUUCAUGCCUAUUGUCAAAAUCAUGAAGGGAAGGUUAUGAUAAUGGAGCCUUGUACUCGCGGGAUUUUAGAUGGGAUUAAAUCAAGCAUUACACAUACAUUUUUAAAGAUCGGACUGAAUGCUCAAAAUGCGUCUUCUUUGGUAGAUGCUCGCUUUACGUUUUUUACGGAAAAAAUUUUAGUCCAGCGAAUUUUGGAAGGCAAUCGACGUUACGCCAGAAGAACCUUAUUGUUUAUUCCUUCGUAUUUUGAUUUCGUGAGAAUCAGAAAUUAUCUUAUUGAAAGGGAGAUUGGUUUCUUUUCAAUUACUGAAUACGACGACGAAAAACACGUGAGAAAAGUUAGAAAAGCUAUAAAAAUCUUUGAAAGCUCUUAUCAGAAUCAGCAAAAUGCCUCAGCGAAUAUAAAAUCAACCCCUUGUCAUGAUAUCUCUGUUACCAUCGAUAAAACUCUGCUCAUUUUAAACACCGAAAGGAGCUAUUUUUUCCGCAAACCUAGAUUUCAAUGCGUUUAUGAAUGCUUAUUUUAUGAACUUCCUACUUACCCUGACUACUAUCUCGAUUUGUAUAAUGAUUGUAUAGUGAGUGGAAAUUCUAACGUUAAUAAAACCCCAUCUUCAUUCGAUAACUCGCACAUAGUUAGUCAAAAUAUCAGGGAUAGUCUUCAAAAAAUGACUGUUUUGUAUGAUUGCAAAUUUGACUGGCUUAAGAUAUCCGCCCUACUCGGAAUAAAUAGAGCCAAGCAUAUGGUGCUUAAUUCAAUGGAUAAUAUAAAACGUAGAAAGCAUGACUCAUUUAAUGGUAAAAUUAAUGAUGUUAGCUUUGAAAACAUUGGGAACGAAAUCGGAGUUGAAUCAAUAGUAUUUAUAACUGGUGCUUAAUUGAUGUGUAGAUUUUUACAGAUAUUAUUAAUUCUAAAAUUGUAUAAGAUUGAUAACUACUGAAGCAACAAAUUGUUAAUCCUGGAAAUUAUAAAUAAAUUUAUAGCCAGAAAGGGUGUUUAGAUCAAUGAUCAACAUAAUAGAUAAUCAGAUCAGGCUAUCACUACACUAUAAAUGCGCCAUACGAAAAUAAGAUUUUAAUAAUAUAUUUAAUACUUUUAAAUCCUUGAUGAAUUAUUUAUAGUGAGUACUGAGAUAUUAUCAAUAACCUUUACCUUGCAUAUUCUUCUGUAAUGCACAGGUUUUAUCAAAAAAAAUAGUCAUCUUUCAUUUUCUUUUAGAAUUUAUAUUCCUAAUACUUUCGAUAACAAUUUUUUAUAUUAUGUAAUAUACUUAGGGAUGGGAAAAAAUAUUUAAAAAACGAAAAAAUAACAAAUAUAGCAUUUAAUUUCUUUUUUUACUCUAUAUUAAAAUGUCACGUUACAAAGUACAACAUUUAUUGCAAGGAGAAAUAUUGGAAUUUAUCAAUGUAAAUUUUGCUCAAAACACUUUUUUUUUUCUCAAGUAGCAGCUGACUAAAGAAUCAUAUAUGUAAGAAUGAUAAAUGCUUUAGCAGAAAAUGAUAUUUUACUUUUAACAUUAUGAGCAUGCAUUUUAUGCCCAAAAUUCAAUGCAACCAAUUUAUAUUUUGAAGAAAGAAGGAAGGACGUCCUUGGAGAAAAAGUAAAAAUAUUAUUUUAUCUCUUUUUAUUUCUCUUUUUCAAUCUACUAUUUAUA